Prionailurus viverrinus (fishing cat) is the source of this 3446-nucleotide messenger RNA. RefSeq names its product beta-1,4-N-acetyl-galactosaminyltransferase 3 (gene B4GALNT3). The coding region runs from base 1 to 3003 and encodes 1000 amino acids. Gene Ontology annotation, molecular function: acetylgalactosaminyltransferase activity. The transcript is spliced from 20 exons. Gene Ontology annotation, cellular component: Golgi cisterna membrane. Lineage: Eukaryota; Metazoa; Chordata; Mammalia; Carnivora; Felidae. The record is from RefSeq and is a predicted model, not a curated record.
AUGGGGAGCCCCCGGGCCGCUCUUCUCCUGCUGCUCCUGCGCCCAGUCAAGCUGCUGCGGAGGCGCUUCCGGCUGCUGCUGGCGCUCGCCCUGGUGUCCGUGGGGCUCUGGACUCUCUAUCUGGAGCUGGUGGCGUCGGCCCAGGUCGGCGGGAACCCCCUGAAUCGGAGAUACGGCAGCUGGAGAGAACUGGCCAAGGCUCUGGCCAACAGGAACAUUCCAGCUGUGGAUCCAAAUCUCCAGUUUUAUCAUCCCCAGAGGCUGGGCUUCAAGGACCAAGACUCUGAGCGAGGUGGGAGCGCUAACAGCAGCUACCUGAAGUGGAAUAAGCCCGUCCCCUGGCUCUCAGAGUUCCAGGGCCGUGCCAACCUGCAUGUGUUUGAAGACUGGUGUGGCAGUUCUAUUCAGCAGCUCAGGAGGAACCUUCACUUCCCACUGUACCCCCAUAUUCGCACAACCCUGAGGAAGCUGGCCGUGUCCCCCAAAUGGACCAACUAUGGCCUUCGCAUCUUUGGCUACCUGCACCCCUUCACCGAUGGGAAGAUCCAGUUUGCCAUUGCUGCAGAUGACAAUGCAGAGUUCUGGCUCAGCCGUGAUGACCAGGUGUCAGGCCUUCAGCUGCUGGCCAGUGUGGGCAAGACUGGAAAAGAGUGGACUGCCCCUGGAGAGUUUGGGAAAUUUCGGAGUCAAAUUUCCAAGCCAGUGAGCCUGGCAGCCUCCCAGAGGUACUACUUCGAGGUGCUGCACAAGCAGAAUGACGAGGGCACCGAUCAUGUGGAAGUCGCGUGGCGACGGAAUGACCCUGGAGCCAAGUUCAGCAUUAUUGACUCCCCUUCCCUGUCCCUCUUCACAAACGAGACAGUCCUAAGGAUGGAUGACGUGGGCCACAUCCCUCAGACAGCAGCCAGCCAUGUAGGGUCCCCAGACUCUCUUCCUAGAGAUGAGCAGCCCCUUGCAGACAUGCUGCGGCCGGACCCUCGGGACACCCUCUAUCGAGUGCCUCUGAUUCCCAAGGCUCAUCUCCGCCAUGUCCUGCCUGAUUGUCCCUACAAACCCAGCUACCUGGUGGAUGGGCUUCCCCUGCAGCGCUACCAGGGACUCCGCUUUGUUCAUCUGUCCUUCGUUUACCCCAAUGACUACACCCGCUUGAGCCACAUGGAGACCCACAAUAAAUGCUUCUACCAGGAAAACUCAUACUACCAGGACAAGUUCAGCUUUCAGGAGUACAUCAAGAUGGACCAGCCUGAGAAGCAGAAGCCGGAGCAGCCAGGUUUCAAGGAAGGCCUUCUAGAAGAAUCCCAAUAUGGAGAAGCAGUGGAGGAGACCCUUGACUCCAAUGACCAGAAUGCCAGGAUGCCAGAGGGAAAACCAGUGCCCACCUUUACCCCUGGGCAGGAUGUCACUGACUACCACCUCCGAAGCCUGCGGAAACUCCUGGCUCAGCCCUGGGAGGGUCCACUGACACCCUUUUCCAAGAGGAAUUCCACAGCUCCCUUCCCUGUGAGGACCAGUGAUGUCCCAGUCCAGCCCCCAGAGAAGCAGGGGAGAAGACCCAGCCCUGGGCCCAGCCAAGAUCCCCCUCCCUCUGAGAAGUGGCCUCCGGGGCAUCUGGCAGGAAACCUGCCUCAAGUCAAGGGGCCCAGGCCCACUGGUGACAGCCCCAGGAAGACGCUAGGGCAAUCCCAGUGGCUGAAUCAAGUUGAGACAUACAUUGCAGAGCAGAGAAGGGGGGACAGGAUGGAGCUUCCAGCCCCCAGGAGGGGUUGGCCCGGGGAGGGAGAGGUGGUGGUAGCUGCAGGCCAGGAAGGACAGUCGGAGGGAGAAGAAGAGGGGGAGGAAGAGGAAGAGGAAGAGGAUGUGAGUGAGGUGUUCGAAUACAUGCCCAUGUUUGACCCCGUGGUAAGCUGGGACCAGACCUUCAGUGCUCGGAACCUGGACUUCCAAGCCCUGCGGACUGACUGGAUCGAUCUGAACUGUAACACAUCUGGCAACUUGCUGCUUCCAGAGCAGGAGGCUCUCGAGGUCACACGCGUCUUCCUGAAGAAGCUCAACCAGAGGAGCCGGGGGAAGUACCAGCUGCAGCGAAUUGUGAACGUGGAGAAGCGCCAGGACCAGCUACGUGGAGGUCGCUACCUCCUGGAGCUUGAGCUGCUGGAACAAGGCCAGCGCCCAGUGCGGCUCUCCGAGUAUGUGUCUACACGAGGCUGGCAGGGCAUCGAUCCAGCUGGUGGGGAAGAGGUCGAGGCCCGGAACCUGCAGGGCCUGGUUUGGGGCUCACACAACCGCCGGAGACAUGUCUUGAAUGUCCGGGCCCCAGAGCCCAAGCUGUGUUGGCCCCAGGGCUUCUCCUGGAAUCACCGAGCCGUGGUCCACUUCGUUGUGCCUGUAAAGAACCAGGCGCGCUGGGUACAGCAAUUCAUUGGAGACAUGGAAAAGCUGUUCCAGGUCACCGGUGACCCACACUUCAAUAUCAUCAUCACGGACUAUAGCAGUGAGGACAUGGACGUCGAGAUGGCCCUAAAGAGGUCCAAGCUGCGGAGCUACCAGUACAUGAAGCUAAGUGGAAACUUUGAGCGUUCGGCUGGGCUUCAGGCUGGCAUAGACCUGGUGAAGGACCCACACAGCAUCAUCUUCCUAUGUGACCUCCACAUCCACUUCCCAGCUGGAAUCAUCGAUACCAUCCGGAAGCACUGUGUAGAGGGCAAGAUGGCCUUUGCCCCCAUGGUGAUGAGGCUGCACUGCGGGGCCACCCCCCAGUGGCCUGAGGGCUACUGGGAGGUGAAUGGGUUUGGACUGCUCGGCAUCUACAAGUCAGACCUGGACAGAAUCGGGGGCAUGAACACCAAGGAGUUCCGAGAUCGCUGGGGUGGGGAAGACUGGGAGCUGCUGGACAGGAUCCUCCAAGCAGGCCUGGAAGUGGAACGUCUCUCCCUCAGGAAUUUCUUCCAUCACUUCCAUUCCAAGCGAGGCAUGUGGAACCGCCGCCAGAUGAAGAUGCCGUGAUCCCGAAGGGUGGCCCACUGGACUGACUGCUUCCUGCUCCUUGACUUGUGCUUGCUCCCCAAUGCCCCUACUCACUGUUGAGAAGGAGAGGGAAGGGGAGCAGAAGCCAUGGCCGGGCCCCAAGAGGCCUCAGAGCUAACACCCUCACUCCCCUGAGAGCUGUCGCCUCACACAGACAGCUGCUGAGGCCCGUCUCUCUACCCUUGGGGCCUCUGAAGGGAGGACCUUGAGAGAGGGACCAGGAGGGGCCGUGCACUCAGUUGACAGAGAUGGACCGGCUCCCGGGGAAGGCAGCACAGUUAAGGAAGGAAAGACCUGUUGGAGCAAUGCCAACCUAUCUGUGAGGUGCAUUCCAGCAUCCACCCACGCUCCUCCCAGGGAGUAGUGACCGUGCCCUGGAAACUCUUCUCUUGGACAUACUUCAUUGGGGUUUUUAUUUUUCU